AUGGAACCAGAAAUCAUUGUUAAUAGGACUUUGUAUGACAUCCAUCCCUGCUUUGAGUUACAUAAUACAACUUACAAUUUUACAAGCCGACCUUCCACUAUAUGUGUAUUGGUGUAUAUGUUCCUCAGCUUAUUAUCCAUAGCUACAAUAUGUGGAAACCUUCUUGUAAUUAUCUCCAUCAUUUACUUCAAACAGCUACACACUUCUACAAACUACCUCAUUCUGUCUCUGGCUGUGGCUGAUCUGCUUGUUGGGGUUUUAGUUUUUCCUCUCAGUAUGACAUACACUGUAACCUCAUGUCACUAUCAUGAACAUAUAGUCUGCAAAAUCCGAGAUAGUUUUGAUGUUGCAUUAUGCACAUCUUCUAUACUGAAUUUGUGUUGUAUUUCUAUAGACAGAUAUUAUGCAAUUUGUCAUCCUCUAACGUAUAAAACUACAUUAACAGUUCAUGUAGGGAGGAUCAUGAUACUGGUGGUGUGGAGCAUUUCUAUUCUAAUUGGAAUAUGCAUCAUAGUUGCUGGAUUUAGCCAAGGAACAUGUGAAGAAAUGUGCUCUGUUGAUGUUGUACUGGCAAACACUAUGGGACCUGUUUUCUCAUUUUACCUACCCACAAUCAUAAUGCUGUGUAUAUACAUAAAGAUUUUCCUUGUUGCUCUGAAACAGGCAAACAGCAUCCAGAGCAUGAGGUCUGGAGCAACUGCGAGUAAGAUGGAGAGAAAGGCCACUAAAACUUUAGCUAUUGUAAUGGGCAUUUUCCUGUUAUGUAUGACUCCAUACUUUCUUUGUAUUGUGUUUCAGCCUUUAGCCUUUGAUCCUCCACCACUUCCUGUGAUCGAAACAUUAAAUUGGCUCACACUGUCAAAUUCAAUGCUCAAUCCAUUUAUUUAUGCUUUCUUCUACAGCUGGUUUAGAUCUGCUUUCAGGAUGACCAUUUCAGGGAAAAUAUUUCAAGGCGAUUUUACCAACACCGGACUCUGA
Molecule: messenger RNA, 978 nt
Organism: Sphaeramia orbicularis (orbiculate cardinalfish)
Lineage: Eukaryota; Metazoa; Chordata; Actinopteri; Kurtiformes; Apogonidae
Product: trace amine-associated receptor 1-like
Exons: 1
Coding region: 1-978 (325 amino acids)
Biological process (GO): G protein-coupled receptor signaling pathway
Cellular component (GO): membrane
Molecular function (GO): trace-amine receptor activity
Source: RefSeq, a predicted model, not a curated record